Messenger RNA from Durusdinium trenchii, 2569 nucleotides. The record is from the annotation of a GenBank genome assembly. Lineage: Eukaryota; Dinophyceae; Suessiales; Symbiodiniaceae.
UUCUUCGGACCUUGAUAGGCCCGUUACAGAACCGCAAGUGUCAAGCUUGAUGUGCAUCGCUUGCCAUGGACGUCCCACCGUGGGUCUACACCACAUCCGCCACAAAGCUUUGCCAACUCAUUCGGGAGGGCAAACUUAGAAGUUCCGAAUUGCUGGAAGCAUUUAUCGCAAAGGUCGAAUCUGAAUCGCACAUCAAUGCGGUGGUUGUAAAACACUACGCAGCCGCUCGGUCCCGGGCUGCUGCAGCAGACCAAUGCUGGAUUAAGAGCACAGGGUCCCAAUUGUGGGGCCGCUUGCAUGGUCUUCCAAUGACCGUGAAAGAGGAACUAACUGUGGAAGGGAUCCGUGGUCUCCAAGUCGAUGGUCAAGAGGAAGAUGUACCGACAGCCAGCUGUGCAGCUGUUCAGCGGCUUAUUGAUGAAGGUGCCAUUAUUUUUGGCAAGACUAAUGUGCCUGCGCGCUGCAAAGAUUGGCAGACCUUCAACAAUACCUUCGGACCAACAGCAAACCCGCAUGACUGCCAAAGGACCUGUGGAGGCUCUUCCGGUGGAUCGUGUGUGGCAGUCGCUUGUGGACACACUCCCGUAGAGCUUGGGGGUGAUGUGGCUGGGUCGAUACGCAUUCCUGCGGCAUUCUGUGGAGUUUUCGGAAUGCAAGGAACAUACGGACGAGUGCCAACAAGCUUUUGGAAUGAACCCUUGCACAACUGGCUUGGAAAAAAUAAGCAAGGAGCAAGUGAUGGGCUCAAGACUCUUUGUGCCCCAAUGAUGGACCUCAGUAGUGCAAAUCUCAUAGACCCACAUGUUUUCAAGGUCAUAGGCCCUAUUUGCAAGUUUGCAGAAGACUUGGCGCUCCUGAAUUCGGUCCUUGAACGGCAGACUGGGAUAGUUUCAGAAGUUUCAGAAAAGCAAAGGAGUCCAACCUCACCGCCGCCCAAGCAAUUUCGAUUGACCUUCCUUUCAGAAAUGUGCCCAAAUCGGCCAGAGCCACUGGAGCCAGCUCUCAGUGAUGCUGUGCGCGCUUCCUUCCACAGCCUGCAGGAGAAGCUCAAACAGUAUAGUGGGAGUAAUACUUCGUCUGUUGUGGUACCCUUGCGAGCGGCAUUUCCUGAAGACUUUGCAGACAUCAGCUACAGUCUCUACCGCCAAAUUUUGGCAAACAAAGAAACUGCUUUCCACCCUGAUGUGAUGAUUCGCAGGCAGUGGUGCCGCACAGUGUGGAAUGCAUUUUUUGAUGCAAAUGGUGUUGAUGCCGUGCUUAUGCCAAUAAGCCCGACCCUGCCUUUUCUUCGGAAUGAGGUUGUGGGCACGGAUGCGUACACACCUGAACGGUUUGUGUGGACUAACGAUUCAGUUGGGAAGCCAGCUGAACCACGAUCUUAUGCUGACUUUUUUUACUGGCCACACUUCAGCAUUCUAGCUCAGUUACCUUCUGUGAGCGUGCCUUGUGGAUCGAUUGAGCUUCCUAACUUGCACGUGUCUUGUUAUUCUAGUUCUGGGGACGGUGUGCAGCCAAUAGUGGCUAUGGACAGUCCAAGCUCCAGACAGACAGAGAAGCGAUCCGGCCAUAAGCUGUGCAAGGUUCCCAUUGGAUUCCAAUUGGUCAGUCGGCCACAUGCCGAUGCAUGGUUGGUUAGCAUGGCAGAGGAGAUCAAACGUGUUUCUGAAGCUUGACAUGGCUACAAGGUGGCCACAUAUUUUGUAUAAGUUUCUGCCAAGUAGCGUGCUGCAGUUUUCAGACUCUUGAGCGCACUUGCUGUGGCAUUUGUGGCAUAAGUAGCUUCAGUUCGUGAAGCAUUCCAAAAGUCCGCGUUGAGACCAAUUGAACAAUUCUUUGGUUUCGGGGGAAGAAAUAAACGGAGGCAACGUGAUUGGACCUCAAAGGCACUUGUCGAGACCGGGGCAGUAACACGGCAGCGAUAAGAUACAUUCUGAUGUGGGUGAGAGUGCGAGGGUGAGGCUGUGGCUGUUUGGUUUGCAUGUGGGUGGAGGCCAUUACUACAACUAGUAACAAGAAGCCACUAGGUGGAGGCCAUCGCUAUUGGGUUGGAGGCCAUUACGAUCACGCUUCGCAUAGAGGGCAUAGAGGGCAUAGAGGCGAGAGCUUUCCUCUUUCCAAAUUGAGCCCACAGCGACCAACUCAUUGACAACCAAAGAAAGCCCCUGUGGCGGUGUCACUGGGCGUUGAGUGUCACUUGUUGAUUGCUUGGCUUUGUUGACAGGUCAUUGAAUCAUCUACAUAAGGCUAAAGUUGCUCCCCAGCCGGGCCACCUGCCAGGUCCAAUGAAUCUGGAGUGGACCAUUUCACUUGCUUGAAAACUGCUCAAGAGAUACAAAGAGUUGAAGCAUCCAACCAUGCGAUAGUUGACUAGGUCAAAACCCCGUAGUGUAAUUGACACAUGGCACGGCUUUUAGGUACAGAGUAGUCCCUUUAGCGGUGGUUUUGAGUCUCAGAUUCGACCACUUUGAACAAAAGGACCGUUUGUGCACCCUGACCGCAACAUGCUUCUCCAAGUUGUAUGGUGAUAAUACACACCAACAUAGUUAUAUUGGUGUAAGUAGCAUUCCCA